This is a messenger RNA of Chara braunii, 1775 nucleotides long. Lineage: Eukaryota; Viridiplantae; Streptophyta; Charophyceae; Charales; Characeae. The record is from the annotation of a GenBank genome assembly.
ACGCGCCUGCAUUGGGGGACUUGGAGACGGUGGGUGUUCAUAUCGGGGCACCAAUGAUGGCGGAGAAGGUGCGACGAGCGGAGGAGCACAGAGCCGCCGGAGCGGGCGGAGUUGAGGGUAUUGGGGGUAUGGCGGAGGAGGCAGGUGGAGCAGUGGAGAUAAGGUUGUCGUCCACGUUGAUGGCGACGUCGCGGCCAGUUCGACCAUGGGUCCAGGGGUUUGGUCUUGGGGUGGCGGCAUCUUUUGAGGUACCACCAGUCAGAGUCGUGGAUUUAGGAUCAGAGCCACUGCUUCAGACACCGGUUAGUGGGCCGCGAGCUCCUCACGAUACAUUGCAGCCAUUGGAUGCGGCGGAGCUCGCUCGGGCUGCUGUGCGUGACGUCACACGGCAGGAGGACACCAACCGUAGCAGGCCACUCAUGCCGCCUCCUCCGUCGAGAGGACGUCACAACGAUUCCCCCUUGACACUAGUACGUCCACCCCCACGCUUACCAUCCAUGCACAACAGACCCAGGUUUCGUGACACGACGGCCGUAGGGAGCCUCCCUCUUGACACGUCGCUAUUCAGGAGGACAGAUAUAGACCUAGACUCCACACGUCGGGUCACAGUGCACACUGCACGACGGCAACUAGGUUUGGCCGGGGUUGACACCGGGAGGGGUGCGACGAGGGAGGUUAUGGCGGCAGUAUCUCAGUCGAGACAUGUUCGUGGGGGUGGAGAGGCGGGGUCUACCUUGGCGCCCGCUUUAGCAGCAGCAGCACGUGCAGUGCGUGACCAGACUCUUUGCAGGAGCGGAGCACCUCGUCCGUGUCCCAUGCCUGCAGCGGAGGGUGCCGCAUUGGGGGAGUCUUUUGGAGCCGAGGGGUUGGGGAUGCCACGAGGUUCGGGUCGUGAGAGGACAGUCGCAGAGGUGACACAGGUGAGUGCAAGGAUUGUUCGGGUGAGAACGGGGACUGACCCUGUGACCGUGGUGGAGGACGCUCCGGAGACGGAGCCGGCGCUUGAGGAGGUCCCAGAGGAGGAUGACGAGUACAGGGACGACAAGGACAGUGUGGAGGAGGAGAGCGACAACGGGGAUGACGACAAAUACGACGACGAUGACGAGCCCUCCCCUCCACCACGGCGUGGCUCUGGCUGCGGAGUGGUGGGGGCUUGCAGUGGGGUUCCGGGGUUCAGUGAGACAGGGGGUGUUUCGGCGGUGAGCAGCAGAAGAAGCAGCAGCAGCAGAAGAAGCAGCAGAAAAGAAAUAGAAGAAGCAGAAGCAGAAGAAGCAGAAGCAGCAGCAGCAGGAGAAGCAGCAGCAGCAGCAGAAGUAGCAGCAGCAGAAGCAGCAGCAGAAGAAGAAGAAGCAGCAGAAGAAGCAGCAGCAGAAGAAGGUUCAACAAGCAGCAGAAGAAGAAGGUUCGAGAAGCAGCAGAAGAAGAAGGUUCGAGAAGCAGCCGCAGAAGAACCAACAGCAGAAGAGGACAAGGAAGAAGAGGACGAAGAGGAGGAGAACGAGGAGGAGGAGGACGAGGAAGAGAAAGAAGAAAAAGAAGAAGAAGGAGAAGAAGGAGAAGGAGGAGAAGGAGAAGGAGAAGGAGGAGGAGGAGAAGGAGGAGGAAGAGGAGGAGGCGGAGGAGGUGGACGUGGAGGAGGAGGAGCAGUAGAAGAAGAAGGAAAGGGGGAGGAAGAAAUAGAGGAAUAGGUAGAAGAAGAAAAGAAAUACUAAGGAAAGAGAAGAAAGGAGAGGAAAGGGAGAAACACAUGGAAAGGAUAAAUGUUGGCCGCAAUC